Brugia malayi is the source of this 129-nucleotide messenger RNA. RefSeq lists its product as uncharacterized. The record is from RefSeq and is a predicted model, not a curated record. NCBI's taxonomy places the organism in Eukaryota, Metazoa, Nematoda, Chromadorea, Rhabditida, Onchocercidae. The coding region runs from base 1 to 129 and encodes 42 amino acids. The transcript has 2 exons.
AUGGCGAAAUGCAGUUGGAAUGUUUUGCUGUCAAUAAUAUCGAAAGUGGAAGUUUGGAAAGGAAAUAUCGACCAGAGAUUCGAAGGAAGAACUGUUGGAGAAAUGCCAAUUGUUCUAAAUGGUAGCUAA